Terrapene triunguis (Three-toed box turtle) is the source of this 1584-nucleotide messenger RNA. It is a transcript of the gene SPOCK1, whose product is annotated as SPARC (osteonectin), cwcv and kazal like domains proteoglycan 1. Bases 84 to 1391 code for a protein of 435 amino acids. The transcript has 11 exons. Gene Ontology annotation, molecular function: calcium ion binding; protein binding. NCBI's taxonomy places the organism in Eukaryota, Metazoa, Chordata, Testudines, Emydidae. The record is from RefSeq and is a predicted model, not a curated record.
CGCCGCGUCUCCGACCCACAGGCAGGGAAGGAGCAGCGGCAGCGGCUGCACGCGCCGAGCCCAGCGCCCCGGCUGGCCCGAAGAUGACUAGGAUAGUGGUAAUUGUUGCUUGGUGUUUUCUGCAAGUGGAAGGCAGGCAUCCAGAAACCCUCCCCAGUCACCACCACAAUGGCAAUUUCUUGGACAACGACAAGUGGCUGAGCACCGUUUCGCAAUAUGAGAAAGAUAAAUACUGGAACAAAUUCAGGGAUGAUGAUUAUUUCAGAAACUGGAACCCAAACAAACCAUUUGAUCAAGCUCUUGAUCCAUCCAAAGACCCAUGUUUGAAGGUAAAGUGCAGCCCACAUAAAGUGUGCGUCACUCACGACUAUGAGACUGCUAUUUGUGUAAGCCGUAAGCAGCUGGUACACAGCCUUUGGCAAAAGAGAGGAAAUCUGGCCCCGAAACAUUGGAUUGGACCGGCCAAUUUAGUCAAGUGCAAGCCAUGUCCAGUGAUGCAUGCCAGCCCUGUCUGUGGCUCUGAUGGACAUACUUACACUUCCAAGUGCAAGUUGGAGUUUCAUGCUUGUACUUCUGACAAAACUAUCGCAGCGCGAUGUGAGGGGCCCUGCCCAUGUCUUCCAGAACAAGAAAGCCCAAAACACAGGGCUGAGAAGACUGCUUGCACAGACAAGGAGCUGAGAAGUCUUGCUUCCCGACUAAAAGAUUGGUUCGGUGCUCUUCAUGAGGAUGCAAAUCGUGUCAUUAAACCAACAAGUUCGGACACAGCACAAGGCAGGUUUGACACCAGCAUACUACCAAUCUGUAAGGAUUCAUUAGGCUGGAUGUUCAACAAACUGGAUAUGAACUAUGACCUCCUGCUGGAUCACUCAGAGAUCAAUGCAAUUUAUCUCGAUAAGUAUGAGCCGUGCAUUAAACCCCUCUUCAACUCAUGUGACUCCUUCAAAGACGGAAAGCUUUCUAACAAUGAAUGGUGCUACUGCUUUCAGAAGCCAGGAGGUCUCCCUUGCCAGAAUGAAAUGAACAGGAUUCAAAAGCUAAGUAGGGGGAAGAGUCUGUUGGGUGUUUUCCUUCCACGGUGCAAUGAAGAAGGAUAUUACAAAGCAACUCAGUGUCAUGGAAGUACAGGGCAAUGCUGGUGUGUUGAUAAGUAUGGAAAUGAGAUCGCCGGCUCAAGAAAACAAGGGACCGUUAGUUGUGAAGAAGAGCAAGAAACCUCGGGGGAUUUUGGCAGUGGUGGAUCUGUUGUAUUACUGGAUGAUUUGGAACAGGACCGUGAAGCAGCGAAAAAGGACAAAGAAGGGAAAAUGAAGAUUCAUGUAAGAGCGGCUAAUGAGGAUGAUGAAGAUGAAGAUGAUGAUAAGGAUGAUGAAAUUGGUUAUAUAUGGUAGUUGUCACCGUUCUGAGGACUCAUGUUUUGCACAAUAUUGCAAGUCACUUCAUAUCUCUGCAAUUGUAUCUAAGAACAUCAGGCACAAAAUAUCUCUCCUCUCUGUUUAAUUUUUACAGUAUAUAUCAUUUUCAAGAUGGCUUUUUUCCAACUAGCUACUGGUUUGAAUACAGUUAAUUUUUUUUCCUCUAUCA